AUGAAAGGGAAUACGAGGAUGGCUCCGCUGUCGUCAAGUGAGGACAUGACAAACGAAACGGUUGAGUUUGGUUCACGCGCGCGGCGGCCAAGCACCUCCGUCUACGGGACAGACGGCGGCGGCCACCGCGGCGCGGGGUCGCAGCAUCGACCCACUUGGAACGAGGAGGCGGGCGGGCCCGAGACCGGCUCGGGCUCGCAACUGCCUUUCCUCGGUGGAUGCAAUGAUUAG
Molecule: messenger RNA, 231 nt
Organism: Colletotrichum lupini
Lineage: Eukaryota; Fungi; Ascomycota; Sordariomycetes; Glomerellales; Glomerellaceae
Exons: 1
Coding region: 1-231 (76 amino acids)
Source: RefSeq, a predicted model, not a curated record